AUGCUCUACGCCAUGGAAUCACUGGUCCCGCACGUGGGCAACAUCGACAGGAUGCAGGAAGAAUGUGACGUCUUGGCCUUGACAUUGGCCCGUUACGACAAGGUGACGCUCAGUGAGUUCAAGUCCGUGAUGUUCGCGUCUUUGAGGUCCUUGCUUCCGUCUCGCUGGAACAUGGAGCACGAGAAUGCUUGGACUUGGUUCUGGGAGUGCGUUGAGAAGAAGGUGGAGGCAAAUCGUCAGUUUCCAUCUCAGUACCACCGUUGCUUGCGCAGCUUCUUAUCCCGGCUGGACGAAGAUACCCUGGCUGUUUUCAAGCUGGAAGUAUUUGAGACCUUCUUCGCGAAUAGCGAGCAGUCGCAGCUGUUUUUGCGUGCGGCAAACAAGCGUCUCCAAUACAUCAUGGGCCGGAUCCUUACUAUUAUGGCGGACAUUUACACCAAGACGCACGAUGCCGUCAUCGCUAUCUCAGCGCUGGGCCUCCUGCAUGCCGCUGGUCUUCAAAGAAACCCACUGGUUCUUAGCAGGGAAUAA
Symbiodinium pilosum is the source of this 531-nucleotide messenger RNA. Lineage: Eukaryota; Dinophyceae; Suessiales; Symbiodiniaceae. The record is from the annotation of a GenBank genome assembly.